AUGAAGGUGGGUCUCGCUCCGUUGGUAGCGUGCGUGGCCUUAUUGUUUUCAUCAGCGUGCGUUAGCGGACACCGAGAAGAAUCGUACAUGAACUACGACACUAACCAACACAAAAUUUACAAUUUUCAGACCACUGAAACUCUCGGAGAGUCAAUUGCUGCUGCCACGGAUGUAUCACAAACGGAAUCCGUACCGACAGAACCCGUAACGAUGUCUCCUGAAUUAAAGAAAAUUGCUGGUAUCGAGAAUGGAGCGGUUGUCAUACCCUCAGGCGACAUGUUGAAAACGACUAUUAAGAAAGGAUUUACUUCCACCAACUCUAAUGCUACAAGCGCACCGACGACGGCCCAGACCCAAGACGAUCCCGUGGCCACGAAAGGCGACAGCACAGAAGGGAUCUCAGCACCGAAUAACCCCUUAGAAGAUCCAGCGGCGAGUAGUGAGCCUUAUGGUAAUGACGAGUCGACUAAAACUCAAAAGACGACCGAUCCGCCAAAGCCGACUCCAAAAAGCACGCCAGCUCCGGAUGAUAAUAAAUCUAAAAAUGAGGGGGAGAAGUCAAGUGGUGCUUCACAAUCGCCGGACACACACCAGGCAAAUCCAGCGGCCACACCACCGACAUCGACGCAGCCUGCAGAUCAAUCGCAAUAUUGGACUCCGGGUCAAUCGAACAAUGAGCAGCCAGCACAAGAUUCUAACAACGAGGCGCCCCAGCCAACUCAACCUCCACAGCCUAAGCAUAAUGAGGCGCCCCAGCCAACUCAACCUCCACAGCCUAAGCAUAUUGAGGCGCCCCAGCCGACUCAACCUCCACAGCCUAAGCAUAUUGAGGCGCCCCAGCCGACUCAACCUCCACAGCCUAAGCAUAUUGAGGCGCCCCAACCGACUCAACCUCCACAGCCUAAGCAUAUUGAGGCGCCCCAGCCGACUCAACCUCCACAGCCUAAGCAUAUUGAGGCGCCCCAGCCGACUCAACCUCCACAGCCUAAGCAUAUUGAGGCGCCCCAGCCGACUCAACCUCCACAGCCUAAGCAUAUUGAGGCGCCCCAACCGACUCAACCUCCACAGCCCCAGCACAAUGAAGCGCCCCAACCGACUCAACCUCCACAGACCCAAUCGGCGCAGCCUGGCUUGGGUGGCAGCUCGCAAGUCCAAAACGCAGAGCAGGGUAGUGUGACACACACUCAGACCGAGUCCACAUCUCACAUAAUGACGACAUCCGUCUCAGGUCAAGAUUCAAAGCAUGAUUCCUCAAAUUUUACUGAAUCUACUGUCUCUGCGAGCUCUCCAUCUCAUCCGGUAUCGAAGUGCAAGGCUCGUCACUAG
Peronospora belbahrii is the source of this 1326-nucleotide messenger RNA. The record is from the annotation of a GenBank genome assembly. Lineage: Eukaryota; Oomycota; Peronosporomycetes; Peronosporales; Peronosporaceae.